GCGGCGGCUCGGCGGCAAGAUGGCGCUGCCCAUGGGGACGGCGCUGCUGCGGGCGGCCCGAGCCGGCCUGCGGGCCCUGCGGCGGCCGCUGUGGGCUCCGGACACCCCCCGGCUCUGCAGCACCCAGGAAGCGGCCAAACCCCCCCCGAGCCCCUACGAGGAGCGGCCCUGGGAGUACCUGGAAAGUGAAGAGUACCGCAGCACCUAUGGCGACCAGCCCGUCUGGUUUGGCUACCGCCGCAACCACAAAGGAUCCAUCCCCCCCCAGCGCACCCGCAAGGCCUGCCUGCGCAAGGGGAAGCGGGUGGGGAACCCCUGCCCCAUCUGUCGGGACCGCAACCUCCAUGUGGACUAUCGGAACGUGAAGCUCCUGGACCAGUUCAUCUGCCCGCACUCAGGUGUCAUCUUCCACCCCACACACACAGGCGUGUGCAUGAAGCAGCACAAGCUCCUCUCUCAGGCCAUCGCUCAGGCCCAGGACCACGGCCUGCUCUGGCUGCAGGUGCCCUUCGUGCCCACGCCCCGAGGGGACUUCAGCACCCGGCACCCGGCCGUGGGCAGGACCCCCUCUCCGCCGGGCCCGGGGCCCUGGUACCCAUGGUACGAGUGGCAGCCGCCCCCCCCCGCCGCCGUCGCCCGCAUCCGCCGCAUUUACCGGCAGUACCUGAAGGAAGGAGCGGCCCCGGUCACCCCCGCGGCCCCGGCCGAGGGGCAAUAAAACCGGUUCUACCCCUCC
Molecule: messenger RNA, 736 nt
Organism: Melopsittacus undulatus (budgerigar)
Lineage: Eukaryota; Metazoa; Chordata; Aves; Psittaciformes; Psittaculidae
Gene: MRPS18B
Product: mitochondrial ribosomal protein S18B
Exons: 7
Coding region: 20-718 (232 amino acids)
Biological process (GO): mitochondrial translation
Cellular component (GO): ribosome; mitochondrion
Molecular function (GO): structural constituent of ribosome
Source: RefSeq, a predicted model, not a curated record